UAGUGUAUGUUGUUGUUAACCACGCUUUCAUUAAUUGCUGCCAAACAAGGGUUGGGUAUUGAAGUGAGUUGUGGCUGUAGCGUAAUUUAGGUUUUUCUUUGUUUUGGUGUUCUUUCCACUUUGGUACAAUCAGAUUUGUGACUUAGUGCAAGUAGCAGUCAGGGUCUGACUCUGCUAGCCGAUGGCUAAUGCUCAGAAUGUGUCCAGACAGGGACAUUCUACUGGUACAAUUCUGUCAAACAGAUCAGAAAACAUUACGGUGAUAACUCCCUAUGAAGAACGUAGAGCCCAAACGAGGAAGUCUGCGUCGAUGUUUAUGCGGGAACCAACUUCAAAAAGAUGGAUGCAUCGCACAACCAUCAAUUUUAAUUUAGAAUCACCAGAUCCAGAUGCAAGCACAUUCUACAAAACGUCCUCAAAAUCGGCUUUUGCAGGUUCAAAAACUCUACCAGCAGGAAUGAGGUCAGGUCGAUGUCCAACACUUCACGCUUCUCAUUUUGAUAUCAAUAUGAGCGACAAAAGGUACUUCGGUACUUUCUACAAGAAAUCUUUUUCGGACAAACUUGUUGAACAUCCAUCAUCUUUAAGGUAUCCUGCACUCAUUAAUAGAAGUCACAGCCUGGUUGGAAGUGAUAUGCAAGCAGUGCUGACUCGUAAAGGAAAUAAACUGAAUUAUUGGAGUUCUUAUGCUGAAACUCACUCUAGGCUUGGUUUACAACGGGGAGAAGGCAUACAGAGACCUUCAAAGCCUAUGCGAAAAUAUCAUGUUCUCUCAGGAGAGGAUCUUGGUACUGAAUCCAUAAGAGAUUUGCACAGAAUUUCAGGAAAUCGAAUUUUACACAAGAGAAGGCAAGGUGCUGAGGAAGGCUUUGUUCUAGGGUGAAAGCCAUUGUUAUUAAAAGAAAAUAAUACUGCACUUGUUUUAUUCAAUAAUGAAAAGUUGCUUAACCUUAUGCUUCCUGAAGUAGGAAUGUUUUACAAAAUCACCUACUGUAAAAUAUAUUUUAUACUAUAUUACCAAUUUAUAUUUAUACUUGCAGAAUUAAUAAAAUUAUUAUAUAAAUGAUAUUGAGAAUAUUCUUUUUUUCUUCUACCGAAUGCAGCUAACAAGUGUGUCAGUCAACGUCAGCUAAGUCAAAUUCAAAUUAUUCGUCUUAGAACAAAAGUUGACUAAUGCUAAGUCCAUUUUUUUAGUUAGAAAAAUUAAUUCAUUCAUGUACAGAAAAUCGAGACAACAAUUUUUGUUUUCUAAACUCCUGGAAAUAACAUCAGGCGUUUUGGGCAAUGUCACAUAAUACAAAAUCCACCAAUCAAAUGACAAGGCUCUAUUUAAGCAUGUUAUAAACCCACUUAACUUGUGCUUCUUCAUAAUAGUACAAGUACAACUACUUCAACUAUGAUGGCAUGGCAACGUGCAAGGGACCUUAGUUGUUAUUUGCUCGGUGCUUACAUUAAGCACUUGAACUGUAGAUUGCUGAUUAUAAAACAUGGUCAAAUCCUAUUGGUGUUAAAAGCAAAUUUAUCAGUAAGCAAAUCAAAAUGUACUGUACAAGAAAAAAGUAAAUCAAACAUUGACAGAAAAAUAAACAAGUUUAUUUAUCAAAUUAGGAAAAAACCAUUAUCGGUGUUUUUGGAGAGCACCAGUAAAGCCAUAAAAAAAAUUCUUGUGUUGGCCACUUUUUGGGAAAAUCCAAGAAAUGGGUAGAUUAGUAGGAAACAGUUUUGUUUCGUUUUUUUUUUUUAUGUAUGCCUAAAAAGAAUAAAAUACACAAAAAUACAACAAAGACGAUUUUAAAAUCUAUAUGAAGAGCAAACGAUGGCAUAACACUUUCGCAUCGCCUACUCUCGCAAGAUAAGCCUAUUCCAGCCUUUUUGGCUCAUUACAAAACAUAUUUUGUUGUAGUAAAAAAAAAACCCAACCCUCAAUUUCAAACAUUUUUGGUUGGUCAGGCAUGGCCAGCACAAUCAUUUUUAAAAUUUGGCUUAACUGAAGUAAAGCAGCUUAUGCGGUUCAACAUUAGCAUCUUUGAAAUGCUUGCCGUCUCCCGGAAGUCAGUAUCGCCAUGUAAAGCAAAAUAAAUUUUGGAAACGGGUUCAUACACACCUUGGUUUACAACAAUUUCCAUAACUUUUCCAUAACUUGUCUAUGAAAUUAAUCUAAAUAUUCAAAACCGUGUGGUAGUGUGACUCCUGAUGAGAAGUCAAAGUAAUAUAUUUAAAUUUUCACAUUGUCAAAUAUUUUCAUAACUCUUGCAUUACCAAUUUUAUUUUCAAUUUUUCUCCAUUGAUUAAAUUUAUAUAGAGUAUUAGAUAACAAUUAAAAUAUUAUAAAACGUUACCUUGGGUUUACUUUCUAUAAAUACAAUACUACACUAUAUUCUUUAAAUUGAUUAUGUAAUAAUAACACUAAAAAU
Messenger RNA from Anneissia japonica, 2414 nucleotides. RefSeq lists its product as uncharacterized. The record is from RefSeq and is a predicted model, not a curated record. Bases 182 to 883 code for a protein of 233 amino acids. The transcript has 4 exons. NCBI's taxonomy places the organism in Eukaryota, Metazoa, Echinodermata, Crinoidea, Comatulida, Comatulidae.